This is a messenger RNA of Rhizoctonia solani, 930 nucleotides long. RefSeq names its product F-box-like domain-containing protein. Lineage: Eukaryota; Fungi; Basidiomycota; Agaricomycetes; Cantharellales; Ceratobasidiaceae. Bases 1 to 930 code for a protein of 309 amino acids. The record is from RefSeq and is a predicted model, not a curated record. The transcript is spliced from 4 exons.
AUGUCUCAAAAGGCUCUCCCAACGGAACUCAUCCAAUGCAUUGCAGAAUACUUGAGCGACUCAUUCACAUUGGCCUCAUUAUGUCUUGUCGAUAAACAAACUCUGAGUGUGGUACACCCCUCCUAUAUACUCGGCCGUUACGUCAAAGCAGUGCAUUUCGACCCUCCGAAUCCCACAGACGUAGCCUUCUACUCGCUGAUCGAGCAAAUACACCUAGCCCUACACAAGACACACAACCUCAAAGAUCUUUCUCUUCAUAUUGACUCUCCCAACACGAUUAUAUUAUUUAGAGGCGGAUGGGCCCCGUUCGCUUUACGCCGUCUAGCAUGUUACCGCACCAUGCAGCCGCAAUUCCUAUUCGAUUUUAUGUCAUCUCAAGACACUAUUCAACAACUUACAAUAUAUGAAUCCGUCCUCGCAACCAAUAUCCUACAAAGUCAAUCCGUUACGUGCCACGGGAAAUUCUCCCGAAUCUCACCUCUAUCUGCGCCGACCCGCUCACAAUCCACAACUUCGUCCCCCACAGACCCGUCUCGCGAAUCGAUUCAAACGAUGCAAUAUUUAUACCCGCAACGACUCAUCUUGUCUGCGAAGCACUCAAGCUUAGCACCGCUCCCAAAGGCAUACAAUCUGUCUCGGGAUCUGGAGGGGGUCUGCAAGGGCAGUUUACGAGAGAUGACAUUGACUAUGCCAGAAUUAUCAGUGGGGAUGUUAAACUUACAUGAAUACACACCUCUGGUCGAAGUGCUCGCUGCUUCGUUGGAGGGUUUCAUGUCUCUCGAGCAUUUCGAGUUCAAAGACAAGGGUAUCGAGAUCAUCACUCCCGAUAUCCUAUUGGAGGGGCUGGGUGAUGUAGGAACACUGGCAUUUUGGCAAGUACAAAUCAAAUCAUUGAAAAGUGUAAAGUUAUUCGGAGUGAAGUUAAUAUAA